This is a messenger RNA of Colletotrichum lupini, 276 nucleotides long. RefSeq lists its product as uncharacterized. Lineage: Eukaryota; Fungi; Ascomycota; Sordariomycetes; Glomerellales; Glomerellaceae. The record is from RefSeq and is a predicted model, not a curated record. The transcript is spliced from 4 exons. Bases 1 to 276 code for a protein of 91 amino acids.
AUGGGUUGUCGGAGGUCAGCGGGCAACGCGCAGGGCCAACAGGGUCGCGUAAAACGCUUGGGCGGGGACAAGGCUGCGCUAUCACUAACCCGUCGCUCCGAUCAUCACCAGACGACCAACACGACAGAGCAAUACACGCCCGAACGUCACGCUGUCGCCGAAACAACGUCCUGCGAUUUCGACGCGAUCUGGAAGUUUUGUCCUUUUGGCCGACUAGACCGGCACGUCAGAUGGGCAGAGUCGCGUGAGGAUUGCUCAGGCUGUCCGGCUUGCUGA